Molecule: messenger RNA, 1434 nt
Organism: Talaromyces amestolkiae
Lineage: Eukaryota; Fungi; Ascomycota; Eurotiomycetes; Eurotiales; Trichocomaceae
Exons: 1
Coding region: 1-1434 (477 amino acids)
Biological process (GO): transmembrane transport
Cellular component (GO): plasma membrane; fungal-type vacuole membrane
Molecular function (GO): transmembrane transporter activity
Source: RefSeq, a predicted model, not a curated record
AUGUGGACCAAGGUACGCUCUUGGUCCAACAAAAUCGGCGCUGAAGAAUUUGGCAUAGAACGUAUACCGGAGGAAAUUCGUACAAAUCAACAUCCGCGCGACUAUUUCACGAUUUUCUUCUCUGCGAAUUGUAACACUGCUACUCUGGCAACUGGCUUUCUCGGACCCGUGACGUUUGGACUUGGAUGGUGGGAUUCAUUCCUCGCAAUUAUCUUCUUCAACGUGCUCGGCGGGCUUUUCCCAGCAGUGAUAGCAACCCUAGGCCCGAGACUCGGACUCCGCACCAUGAUCAUUCCGCGAUACAGUUUUGGAUGGUGGCCCGCAAAGGUUCUGGCUAUUCUCAACGUCAUAAACCAAGUCGGCUGGGGAGUGGUCAAUUGUAUAUCGGGUGCGGCAGUGUUGAGUGAUGUAGGUAGCCACGGAAUUCCAAUGAUUGCCUCCAUUAUCAUCGUGGGGAUCAUAGCUAUCGUUCUUGGUCUCUUCGGGUAUAAAGUGCUACACUUUUAUUCGAGAUAUUCUUGGAUGGUCAUGCUGGUCUGCUUUAUCAUAACAGCAGGAUUUGGUGCGCGCCACUUUGUGAACGUGCCAUGGGGUAGUGGAUCUCUCGAGGCCUCUAACAUUCUUUCUUUUAGCACAUCUAUUAUCGGAUUUCAGGCUGCAUGGGCGCCAAUUGCAGCGGACUAUGGUGUCUACAUGCGUGAAGAUACCAAGUCCUCUGUGAUUUUCUCUUGGGCUUAUGCCGGUCUUUUGUCGAGUCAAAUUCUACUCGAAUUGCUUGGAGCGGCCAUCGGCACACUGGUCAUGAACACCGAUCCACGCUUCCAAACGGCCUAUGGCCAGCAUGGUCUCGGUGGGCUCUUCGGCUCUGUAUAUGAAGGAAUAAACCCCGGAGUACGGGGCUUCGGAUAUUUCAUUGAAGUCCUCAUUGGCCUGUCCACAGCAGCUGUCAUAACAACGAACAUUUACUCGCUAGGCUUGAGCAUGCAGAUGAUUACAAAGAAACUUGUCAUUGUACCCCGCCUUGUUUGGUCUAUGGUCGGAAGUAUCGCAUUUCUUGCCAUUGCAUUGGCGCUUCGAGACCAUUUCGAGGCUGUAUUAGAAGAUUUUCUUCUCGUAUGUGCAUACUGGUUGGUGCCAUUUUGCAUGGUCAUUAUUCUAGAGCACUUUAUCUGGAGAAGACAGUAUGAGUAUGACCUUGGUGUAUGGAAUGAUCAUACUCGCUUGCCAUACGGCAUCGCAGCAAGCGUGGCCUGGGUGUGCGGUACCGUCAUCUCAGUUGUCGCCAUGAGUCAGACUUGGUGGAUUGGUCCUAUCGCUGCUGCAAUACCAGGGUCUAGCUACGGGACUGAUAUCAGUUGGAUUUUGGGCGCAGCGGUCUCGACUGUUCUUUAUAUUCCCAUAAGGAUUUGGGAAAGGAAGCAAUGGCAACUCUGA